Ramularia collo-cygni is the source of this 2328-nucleotide messenger RNA. Its product is annotated as probable protein O-mannosyl-transferase 1. The transcript has 2 exons. Bases 1 to 2328 code for a protein of 775 amino acids. Gene Ontology annotation, biological process: protein O-linked glycosylation via mannose. Gene Ontology annotation, molecular function: dolichyl-phosphate-mannose-protein mannosyltransferase activity. Gene Ontology annotation, cellular component: membrane; endoplasmic reticulum. NCBI's taxonomy places the organism in Eukaryota, Fungi, Ascomycota, Dothideomycetes, Mycosphaerellales, Mycosphaerellaceae. The record is from RefSeq and is a predicted model, not a curated record.
AUGUCCUCGCCUCAGGGCGUCCGCCAACGCGGCGGAACGAAAGAGAAGCGGCCUGUAACACCAACUGCAGCAGCACUGGCCAGUGACAAGAUUGAAGAAACGAUGGGCUUCGUCAAGGAAAAUACAGGUGGAGACUGGGACUACAAGAUUGGCCUCACUGUCAUCACUGUGCUAGCAUUCUUGACCCGCUUCUGGGGAAUCAGCCAUCCAAACCAGGUCGUUUUCGACGAGGUACACUUUGGCAAAUUCGCCUCGUACUAUCUUCAACGGACCUACUUCUUCGACGUGCACCCACCUUUCGGCAAGCUGUUGUUUGCCUUUGCCGGCUGGCUCGUGGGCUACGACGGCAGCUUUCUUUUCGAGAACAUUGGCGAUUCGUACAUUGACAACCAUGUCCCCUACGUCGCCUACCGAUCCAUGCCUGCCCUGAUGGGCGCUCUUACUGUAUCCGUGGUCUAUCUGAUCAUGUGGGAAUCGGGUUACAGUCUGCCCGCGACUCUGAUUGCCGCUUCGCUGGUCCUUUUCGACAACGCCCACGUUGGACAGACGCGUCUGAUUCUCCUCGACGCGACCCUCGUGCUAUUCAUGGCACUGAGUAUCCUCUGCUACAUUCGAUUUUACAAACUCCGCCAUGCGGCGUUCGGGAGAAAGUGGUGGAAGUGGCUGCUCCUGACGGGCAUCUGCAUGAGCUGCGUCAUUAGCACGAAAUACGUGGGAGCUUUCACCUUCUUCUCCGUGGGUGUGCCAGUUUUGAUCGAUCUUUGGGACUUGAUGGACAUCAACCGAAAGGGCGGUGCGUUGAGCUUGCAGCAAUUCUUCAACCACUUCGCCGCACGUGUGGGAGGCUUGAUUGUGGUACCCUUCUUGAUGUACCUUUUCUGGUUCCAGGUCCACUUUGCCAUUCUCUCCCGCUCAGGACCAGGUGAUGACUUCAUGACCCCAGCUUUCCAAGAGACUCUCUCGGACAACAUCAUGGCGCAGAACGCGGUGGGAAUCGAUUACUUUGACAACAUUUCGUUGCGGCACAAGGAGACCAAGGUCUACCUACACUCGCACGUAGACAAGUACCCUCUUCGUUACGACGAUGGACGCAUCUCGUCUCAGGGACAGCAGGUCACUGGAUACCCUCACAACGACACCAACAACCUCUGGCAAAUUCUUCCAGCCACGCCGAUUGAAGGGCUGGGCCACCACGUCAAGAAUGGUGACCACGUUCGUCUUCGUCACUUGGUGACUGAUGCCUUUUUGCUCACACACGAUGUUGCCUCGCCCUUCUUUCCAACCAACCAGGAGUUCACAGCGGUACCGGUCGAGGAUGCAAACGGUCCUCGGUAUAACGAGACUCUUUUCGAGAUCAAGAUUGACAACGGCAAGGAUGGCCAGGAGUUCAAGACACUCUCAUCACACUUCAAGCUUGUACACGUGCCUACCAAGGUUGCCAUGUGGACUCACAACACCCCUCUCCCAGAGUGGGGCUACAAGCAGGCCGAGAUCAACGGAAACAAGAACUCUCAGCAAACUUCCAACUCGUGGUUCGUCGAGGACAUCCAAGGCAUCCCCGAAGACUCUCCACGCUUGAUCAAGGAGGUUCGCCAGCCAAAGAGCAUGCCUUUUAUGAAGAAGUACAUUGAGCUUCAGCGCGCAAUGUUCCACCACAACAACGCCUUGACGUCUUCUCAUCCGUACGCAUCACAGCCGAUCCAGUGGCCGUUCCUGCUUCGCGGAGUCAGUUUCUGGACGGAAAACACCACUAAAAGCCAGAUCUACUUCAUGGGCAACCCGCUCGGAUGGUGGUUCGCUUCUGCGGUUCUGGCAGUGUUCGCUGGCAUUCUCUUCGCCGAUCAGAUGUCCGUUCGCAGAGGUGUCGAUGCGCUCGAUAGACGCACGCGCGGUCGCCUCUAUAACAGCACUGGCUUCUUCUUUCUCGUGUGGGGUGCUCACUACCUUCCCUUUUUCAUCAUGGGUCGCCAGCUCUUCCUCCAUCAUUACCUCCCCGCACACCUUGCAUCAUGCCUCGUGGCUGGCGCGAUCGUCGAGUUCGUCUUUAACAUUGAGCCCAACGAGAUCGCGAAUGUCUCCGCCACGAACCCUAUUGUGGAUGGCAAGAAGGGCAGCGCCGCUCAAGCCGUACAGCGUAGCAGACCCAUUCGGGAGAGAAUCGCAGGCCAAAGUCUCAUGGCUACAUGGGCUGCGAGUGGCGUCAUUGUUGCAGCGCUUGUUUGGAGUUUCUGGUUCUUCAGUCCAUUGACGUACGGCAGUCCUGGUUUGGAGGUCGAUCAGGUUCUGGCGAGGAAGUGGCUCAAUUACGACUUCCAUUUUGCCAAGUAG